Molecule: messenger RNA, 393 nt
Organism: Ilex paraguariensis (yerba mate)
Lineage: Eukaryota; Viridiplantae; Streptophyta; Magnoliopsida; Aquifoliales; Aquifoliaceae
Source: the annotation of a GenBank genome assembly
AUGUCAUGCAACCGACACGUGUCCAUCACCCAGAGAACAAGACACCGCAGCCGUGAAAGCCCCCAGUUUUCCGCGCAAAUUCCGCCGGUUACCACCUCUCACAGCCGGUUGUUUCCUACCAUUAUCUCCCUGAAUAGUCUCCCGGUGGUGUUUCAGGCGGGUAUGAGGGUGGUGCAGGGGAUGAAAGACCAGGGUUUGAAGUGCGACUCCGCCGUCAACAGUCUGAAAGACUCUUCAAGUGGUUCAUCUUCGCGGCGGGCCAGGCGGUUCUCUGGUGGUGCUCUUGAUCAUUCCACAGCUUGCAUGGCUGCUGUCGCCAAGGGUGAGAAGCUAAAGAGAGCAGAAGAGCCUCUACGAACUGUCAUGUACUUGAGCUGUUGGGGUCCCAACUGA